This is a messenger RNA of Periophthalmus magnuspinnatus, 2779 nucleotides long. It is a transcript of the gene laptm4b, whose product is annotated as lysosomal protein transmembrane 4 beta. Gene Ontology annotation, cellular component: lysosomal membrane. The record is from RefSeq and is a predicted model, not a curated record. Bases 151 to 828 code for a protein of 225 amino acids. The transcript is spliced from 7 exons. Lineage: Eukaryota; Metazoa; Chordata; Actinopteri; Gobiiformes; Gobiidae.
GCACUUUGCGGAACAACAUCGGUCCAAUGAGUCGUUCCUAGCACCAAACGAAAAACCAAAUCUCGCGUUUAACAACGAUUUAGCCUCGUAUUCAACCUGAUCCUAGUAGCAUUGAUGAAAUAGGUGAGGUUGUGCUCUGCGGUGCUCAGGAUGUUUUCGCCGUGGGACCGGUGGUACUCGACGAGCUGCUGCCUCUGCUGCCACGUCCGGACGGGCACCAUUAUACUGGGAAUAUGGUACAUGCUCAUAAACGCAGUGGUCUUACUCAUCUUACUGUCUGCGCUCAAUGACCCAGUGCAGUACCGGUAUCACCUAACCAGCUCUGAGCUUGGCACCGACAUCGAUGUCAUGGACGAUGCAAAUAUCUGCAUAGCAACUGCAAUAUCCCUCCUUAUGAUCCUUAUAUGUGGCAUGGCAACCUAUGGGGCCUACAAGCAACAUGCUGCUUGGAUCAUCCCUUUCUUCUGCUACCAAAUCUUUGACUUUGCCCUUAACACGCUGGUAGCCAUUAGUGUGGUGGUCUAUCCCAACACAGUACAGGACUAUCUGCAGCAGUUGCCAGGGACAUUCCCUUACAAAGAGGACAUCAUGUCCACCAACAACAUGUGCCUAGUCUUUGCAGUCCUGCUUUUCAUCGGCUGCAUCCUAACCUUUAAGGCCUACCUGAUUGGCUGCGUGUGGAACUGCUACAGAUACGUGAGCGGCCGAGGCAGCACUGAAGUCUUGGUCUAUGUCACCACCAAUGACACUACGGUCCUGCUGCCACCCUACGAGGAGGCUAUUGCCAUCCCACCCAAGGAGCCCCCGCCCCAGUAUAUGGAGGCAUGAGCACCACAUACUUCUCUGCUGCUGGUCCUCUGCACGUGCCCCUUCCUCCUCCCUACUCACCCCAAACCACCCCCUCCUCCUUUUCUACCCCCUUGGACAUCCUGCACUCCCAAUGGUUCAUAUUCAAAUCAGAACAAAAGGAGGUAUCCAAAGGAGGUCCCAGCUCCAAAUCUUAAUCCCUAAACUCUGAAAUUGCACAACAUUUCCUAGUUGUUGUGGCAGACUGACUUUUCAAAGACAAAAAUUGCACAUUUCUCUGAAAAGUGCAGCGUGUGGCCAUCAACUGUUACUACAACUCCUGAUACUGUGAAUCCUUUUUUGUCUUCAUUGAUAAACUACCUAAAAGUGUGUGCAUGUGAGCAAAUGAGAAUAUUGACUGUUUAUGUGAGAGAACUUUUUUCAGAUGAAUUCCCAUUGAAUGUAAUGUUGGGGUAUUUUUGUAUGACUUUUGUAUUACAGUGAAAAGGGGGAAAGAUGAGAAUAACAACAAACUGUUAAAGUGGUGUAAUGUGUAAUGGUGUAGUGGUGAAAAGAAGGGGAGUAGCAAUGCAUUGUAAAUUGGUGUAUAAAAUAUAUAUAAAAAGUGAAAUAGUUGCAAUUUGCACUUACCAGAUAAAAAUAAAGUCUGGUUAAUAUGAAUUGAAUAUCUGUCAGUGCAUUAACAACACACUGCAGCUUAACUUCAAUCAAUUGUAAGUAAAAAGAUAGUGAAAUGCGUGCAUUGUUACAUCCCCUCAGAAAAAGUUGUACUGACCAAUAGGAGCUUGCCUUCCUUUUGUAUUCAAUAUGUCGUCUGUAAUACUGUACCCCAUUGACCUAUAGAAACUCUACUCCCACUUUCAAGAGAUCCUUCAUGUAAUCAAUCUCUGCAGCACUUAGUAUACAAUUUUGUGCAUCUUAAAAUGACCCAAAUUUGAAUCUGGUAGAGUUUUCUAAAUGUGUUGCUAUCGUCUUGUGUCCCAAUGAAGUUAUGCAGUGUUGACUGUCUUAUUUUUUACAUGAUUAUGACUUUUUGUUUUGACUUAGCUGGACUGAGGGCAUUUUCCUACAAAAGACAGUGUGAUAUGCUGCUGAUCUAGUUGUGCGUGCUCGGAGCGGUUUGUAGUUUCUUCUACACAUGGCUUAGUAUCAUGAUGCAUUAUUACUCCCUGUGCCCUUUGAAACACCUAGGUUUUUCAAAGUAUUUAUUGAAUUGGCACAGUAGCACAAAUCAAUUGAUGCUUAGAAGUUCAAAUUGAAGACUUUUACAGGCAAAAGAAUAAAGUUGGGGUAGAUUAUACUCAACUAGGACUGCACAAUAUUAUGAAAAGGGGGAUUUAAACUGUGAAAUUUAUGUAACUUUUAUGUUUACAAUUAACAUUUUAACCGUUGUUUCUGUACUGUACUUAAAAAAAAAAGAUGACUAGCCCAGUGCUGAAUUGAGAUAUCUAAUUAUUUUAAUGGAAGUAAAAAUAAUUUGUCACAUUUCGGACUUUAAAACAUUUAUUUUCAUGCUAUAAAUUCGGCGUGUCUUAAUAUGUGCAAUAUUGUGCAGCCCCAUGUUUAAUCUAGUAAUUCGUACGUAGAUUAGACCGUGAAAUUAUUAACAUGUGGUAUUCUUUCUAUGCAAAAGUUAGUGUAAAAUUGAUCCUUUCCAUUUGAUACUAAUGUGUUAGUGAAUAUUGUAUCCUUGUCAUUGUCCCUGUAAAUCAGUGCUUCUGCAAAUCCAACAAAACAGCACUUUAUUGUCAGUCAGAAAACUAACUCCUAUAAAAACUGCUAUAGGAGUGUUGAAGCAACGACCUCCCUUGAAUUUGUGUAACAGGCCAAAUAUAAGCUGUUACAGGGACUACAGGCAGAGUGGAUGUAGACUGGGCUUUGAGGAAGAAAAGAGGCUGAUAUCUUUUACAAUUACUCCGUUUACUCAUAGUAAUCUUGUUGGAUUUGCAUGAGCCCAUGUCAUCAAAUCUUA